This is a messenger RNA of Elaeis guineensis (African oil palm), 2766 nucleotides long. The record is from RefSeq and is a predicted model, not a curated record. NCBI's taxonomy places the organism in Eukaryota, Viridiplantae, Streptophyta, Magnoliopsida, Arecales, Arecaceae.
UCCAUUCUGUGGAUGUAGGCACCAUCAAUGGCUAAACCACGUUAAAUGCCGUCUCUGUUCUCCAUCUUUUCUAUUUUUUUUGUUUCUUCUAUGUUCAGAACGUGGCAUCAGAGCGAUGCAUUCAAGGGACAUGCUGCUGGAUUCAAGACUGUUGUUGAUUAGAUUCCAACGUUGAGAAGAUUAUUCUAUCGUGUCCACUAUUGAUCGGCUCUAUCGAUUGAGAAGUUUUUUUUUUUUCCUGCCAUGGCAAGUAACAUGGUUCAUAUUGUUGAAUGAAAGAAACCACCUUCCCUGGUCUAGAGUAGUAGUCGUUGCUCUUGGAGGCCGUUCUAAACUCAAUUAUAUUAAUGGCCAAACCAUGGCCUCUGGCACUGCUGAUCCGAGGUAUGCUGAAUGGCUUGCCAAUGACAAUCUUGUCAUGACUUGGUUGUUUAACUCUAUAGAGCCCAAUAUUUAUAAGGUCUUUGCCUGUUCUAUAACCUCUCAAUCUCUCUGGACUUCCUUGCGUGAUAUGUUGACAAUGCGUCACGGAUCUUUGAGUUACAGUAGGAGAUUGCCCAUGCCGAGCAAGCUCCCAAUCAAUCCUUUACCGAAAAGAAAAAAUGGGACGAGCUUCAUUAGUACCGACCUCCUCCUACUCAAACCAUAGAUGACCACAUUAAAAGGAAAGAGCAGGAUCGCAUUUUUUAGUUGCUUGCCAGUAUCAAACCAGAAUAUGAGGAUCUUAAGCAUCAAAUUUUGAUGAGUUCGACAACCCUCCCUUCAUUCACAAAUGUCUGUGCAACUAUCCAACGUGAAGAAAUCCGGUGUCAAGUGAUGCACUCUGAUUUCAAGAUAAGGGGAGAACCAUCUGAAAGUUCUGCUAAUAUUAUCCUCCACAGUAGCAAGCCGCAAAAUGAUGGUGGUGAUCGAUUUGGAAAGGGGAAAGGGUCGUGGUUCACGGCCACCAUUCCAUUGUGAUACUGUGGCCGAGAUGGGCAUGUUAAGGAUCGGUGUGACUCGUUGAAUCCUCACUUAUGUCCCAAUAAAGCCACGAGGACAGACUCUAACCUUGCAGCACAAACCAGUUCAGGAGACCUACCUACAUUUGACUGACUCUUGAGAACCUUGCACCUUUGCUUCAAUAGUUAUUGCAAACCAGUGGAAAUGCUUGUACUAAUGCUAUUCCUUCAACACUUUGAAUCAGGAAGGAAAUGUGGUUGCAUCUUCUGGUAAUGCUAUUUUUGCUCUCUCUGCUUUAUCUAAGAGUUAUUUUAUUAUUGUAGGUUCAGGGGCCACUGACCAUAUGUGUUGCUCAAUCCAUUAUUUAUCUGAUCUUAGAACUACUCCUAAUGGUUCCCAUUUCCUGAUCACUGUUGCUAACAAAUGGUGUUGGAAAAAUUCAGUUUUUCUCAACUAAUUCCAAUGCUUUAUUUGUGCCCUCUCUUUCAUCUAAUUUACUGUCUAUCAGUAAGUUCACUCAAGAAUUAAAUUGCAACGUUAUUUUUCUUCCCAUAAGGUCACCUUCCAGGACCACGCCACAAGGAAGACAAUUGGUGAAGGGAGAUGCCAGCAAGGUCUCCAUGUUCUUGGCAUCCCUCUUGCCGUGAUGGUUGCAGGACAAAAUACAAGUUAUGGCAUUUAUGAUUGGGACAUCCUUCGGACCGAGUGCUCCUGUUGACUGUUGGGAUGGCUAUAAAUAUUUUGUUACAUUUAUCGAUGAUAAAACUCUUGCCACAUGGCUUUAUUUGCUUACCUCCAAAAGUGAAGUUCAACAGGUGUUUCAAGAAUUUUGCAAUAUGGUUCAUGCCCAUUUCAUUAAAGUAUCAUGUACCGAUAAUGGUACUGAGUAUACCAAUCACCCAUUUGAAGCAUUCCUCGAAAGCUUGGGAAUAAUUCAUCAAACCUCACGUGUUGGUACGUCUCAACAAAAUAAGGUUAUUGAGAGAAAAAAUUGACACCUUCUUGAAAUAACUCGAACUUUACCCCUUUUUUUUUUUUUGGGUAAAUCUUCCCAUGGCCUAUUGGUCUGAUGCUAUCCUCAUAUGUUACUAUCUAAUUAAUUGUCUGUCCCAUAAAAUUUUGCGGUAUAAGUGUCCCAUGAAAGUACUCCACGAUCGAAAGUUUACUAUUUUUCAUUUUCAAAUUGAUGUGAUCCUUCAGUCCUUGUCCGAUGCAUACGGUCAGUUCAUCAUGAACUUCCAUAUGCAUAAGAUGCAGUAUACCUUGGCCGAGUUAAUAAACAUGCUGGUUACGGCUGAGCUUUCUAUGAAGGAUUCAAAAGGCUCAGUUCUUACUAUGGAGCGAACUUCUUCUAAGAGAAAGUCUUUUGAAAAGAAAAAGAAGUCUGCGAAGAAGCAGAAGGUGGAUGGGAAGAAGAAGAAGACAGAACCGAAAAGGAAGGCUGCUGAAAAGGGAAAAUAUUUUCACUGCAAUUCAUACGGCCAUUGGAAACGGAACUAUUCUCAGUACCUGGCCACCCUGAAGAACAAGAAGGAUGGUCCUUCUGGAGGAUCUUGAGGAGAGCAGGAGGCUGAGGGAUGGAGAGAUAAUCCUACGCAUCGAGAACAGAGCAAGAGUUCCUGCUGUGGCCGUGGAAACCUACCCUCUGUGAUUAUCGUUAGGAUUAGAUUUAUUUCUAAGAGAUUGUUAUUAUGUGCCUGCAGCAAGCAAAAAUUUGAUUUCUGUUUCAUGUUUAGCACAAGAAGGCUAUAUGAUUAGAUUUCAUAAGGAUCAUUGUAACAUAUUUUAUAAAAAUAAUAUAAUUACAAAUAAUUUUUUUAUUAA